This is a messenger RNA of Dendronephthya gigantea, 1985 nucleotides long. Its product is annotated as lipoamide acyltransferase component of branched-chain alpha-keto acid dehydrogenase complex, mitochondrial-like. The record is from RefSeq and is a predicted model, not a curated record. The coding region runs from base 34 to 1554 and encodes 506 amino acids. The transcript is spliced from 13 exons. Gene Ontology annotation, cellular component: cytoplasm; mitochondrion. Lineage: Eukaryota; Metazoa; Cnidaria; Anthozoa; Malacalcyonacea; Nephtheidae. Gene Ontology annotation, molecular function: lipoic acid binding; acetyltransferase activity.
AGAAAACAAGAAGAAUUCCACGUGUACCGAAAAAUGGCGGCGUAUUGGAGCCACUGGGGGAGAAAACAAUCGAACUUAAGAUGUUUAAUGAGAAGAAACCCUCUUGUUCGUAACAGAAAUAAGAUUUCAAGUCAAAGUCAUGUUGAAUUAGCAACAUUAAGUAAGGUGCCUGGGAAGAAUUAUCCUCUCUGGUCCACCCAAAGGGAGUUUCAUAACUCAGUUGCGUUAUGGAAGUUAUCCCAAUUUCUUUUGUCUGAUCCUGGUGAGGGAAUUAAAGAGGUUACUAUAAAGAAAUGGUUUGUUAAACCUGGUGACAAAGUAGAGCAUUUUGAUGACCUCUGUGAAGCAGAGACCGACAAGGCAACACUGACAAUAACUAGUCCUUAUGAUGGUAUAGUAAAGACAAUACAUUAUGAAGAAAAUGCAAUUGCCGUUGUUGGAAAUCCCUUAGUUGAUUUUGAACUUGAAGAUGAUGAUGAUAGCAUCACAGAAACUGUUGAACAACAUGAAGAUAUUUCAUCAUCAAAUAUUGAACCAGAGAAAACGUUGCCAAAGGCAGAGCCGUCCAGCAGCAAGCAAUCUCGGGUCCGUGAGGUUUCCAAAAAGGUGUUGGCUACUCCAGCUGUUAGAAAAAUGGCUAUGGAAAAUAAUGUAAAUUUGAACGAUGUUAGUGGUUCAGGAAAGGAUGGAAGAGUAUUAAAGGAGGACAUUCUCAAUUUUCUCAAACAAGAUGCUGUACCUUCUCCCAUCCAAACCACGCCGUCAGCCAUACCCAGUGAACCACCAACGAAAACUGCGGCACCACGUGCGGCAAUACCACCACCUCCAACACCCUUGCUACAACCGGUAUUAGAAGAUAGGACUGAACCAAUAACUGGGUUUAAAAAAGCAAUGGCUAAAACAAUGAGUGAUGCUUUAAAAAUUCCGCAUUUUGGUUAUUGCGAUGAAAUUACUCUAAACCAACUCAUCACCUUUAGGGAGAAUGCCAAAGAACUAGCAAUGGGCAGAGGAGUUCGAUUAUCAUUUAUGCCAAUGUUUAUCAAGGCAGCUUCCAUGGCUUUAAAAUAUUAUCCUGUGUUGAACAGCUCUGUAGAUGAAAAUUGCGAAAAUAUUACUUUUAAAGCUUGUCACAACAUAGGUAUUGCCAUGGACACUAGUCAAGGUCUUGUUGUUCCUAAUGUUAAAAACGUUCAAAAUAAAUCAAUAUUUGAAAUCGCUGAAGAACUAAAUACUUUACAAGAGCUUGCCUUGGCAGGCAGACUGGAGCUGGAACAUUUACAAGGAGGAACAUUUUCAUUGUCAAAUAUCGGAUCUAUUGGUGGUACAUACGCUGAUCCUGUCAUUUUACCACCUCAAGUAGCCAUUGGAGCUUUAGGAAAAUCCCAGGCUGUACCGAGGUAUAAUGAGAAAGAUGAUAUUUUUAAAGCUCACGUGAUGUGUGUAUCAUGGUCGGCUGAUCACCGUGUUAUUGAUGGGGCAACGAUGUGUAGAUUCUCUAACCUUUGGAAAUCUUAUCUUGAAAAUCCUGCAUCUAUGUUGAUGGAUUUGAGAUAACAAAUAGAUAUAAUUCCUGAAUAUAAUAAUGUGUGACAUGCCACAGUAUAUAAAUAUAAGAAAAAAGAUAACUGUCAUAUAGUACUAACGAGUAAUGUAGCACUCCCUCCCUCUUUCCCUAGGUAACUAAGCUCUUCAUUUGUGGAGAGAAGUUCACUGGAACUGGUCACAUGACCAGCUACAAUCUAGCAAAUAAUUUUGAAAGUUAUUAUAAUUGUUAGAUCUUAUAUGUAUAUGUCAAAGCUUUGCAGCUGGUUUGACUGGAUAGGUCAGUCAAACCAGAGACCGUACAGUAUAGACAUGAACUGGACUUCUCGAAUAUUUACAUAAUCACGAGUAAGAACUACACACCCAUAGAGAUAAAAAAAAUAGCAGAAGCUAGGUUUAUUAUUAAUCUAUUGGACGGUCCAUUUAAUAAAACUUCACUUUUA